Molecule: messenger RNA, 1023 nt
Organism: Symbiodinium pilosum
Lineage: Eukaryota; Dinophyceae; Suessiales; Symbiodiniaceae
Source: the annotation of a GenBank genome assembly
AUGAGGCCUCAGCCAUUGCCUUCGCCUUGGCCGCCACCAUACGUCAACACCUACAUCCAGGCCCAUGCUUCUACAGUGCGCGAUCUUGCGAAAGGCAGUGAGCCAGCAAACUCCAAGGUCUUGGUCUAUGUUUGCACGGCAAUGAGUUACUGCGGCGGACACGGAGAUCGGCUGAACGGGAUGAUCAGUGCCUUCGUGCUGGCCUUGCUAUCAGAUCGUGCCUUCUUCAUCGACUCGCAGCGCCCUGUACCGCUCAGCAUGGUCUUGCAGCCGAGGCCAGCUGGGCUUGACUGGCGAAUGUUCGGCUCCCAUGCAGCUUUGUCGGCUGGCUUCAACCUCAACGACAACUUAGCCGCUUUUGAAGGGGACCCACAAACCGUGCUCGAAAGUCAGGAGAGAGUCAUAAGGCUCACAUCCAAUCAACGCCUGACCGCAGUGGCCCUUCAGGCUGCAGAGCAGCGUGCAGCUUCUCGAGGCCUCAGCCUUCAGCCGGAGCUGCAUUCGCAUCUUUUCCAGAUGCUAUUCGAGCCGUCACCAGCAUUGCUUGCACGGCUGAACGCCCGGAACCUGCCAGUGGGCCGCCGCAUAGGCAUUCACUUCCGAGCUGGAGACCAGAUGCCGCAGAACUGGAAGGAUCCUCCUCGCCACCCGCUUUCGCAACUGGAUGAGUUUCUGGAUUGCGCAGAGUCUCUGGAAAAGGAGCACGGUUGGGAGGCCACUUUCAUUCUUUUCGCCGACACGGACAAGGUGCUGACCAUCCCCAGGGUCCAGGAACUCAUGUCAUCUGGGAAGCUCGCCUGGCCUAGCGAGUCAGACGGCCUCGUGCACUUGGACAGAUCCCCGGCGACCUUAACUGUGCGGGGUCUUCUACAGACUUGGUCGGAUUGGUGGACCUUGGCCUUUGACGUUGAUGCUUUGGUGCUAUGUCACAGCGGCUUUGGUGCAACAGCCUUGGAGAUCGGUCACAGACGUCCUGCCGUCAUCGGACGGGGCUGCGUGCCAGCAGACGGGAGCACAGGAUGA